Messenger RNA from Naegleria gruberi, 4608 nucleotides. RefSeq lists its product as uncharacterized. The record is from RefSeq and is a predicted model, not a curated record. Lineage: Eukaryota; Heterolobosea; Eutetramitea; Acrasida; Naegleriidae. The coding region runs from base 1 to 4608 and encodes 1535 amino acids. The transcript has a single exon.
AUGAAAUUUUACCUUGUUGUGUUGUUAUUAAUUGUGCUCCAUCUUGGAGUAGAUUACUCAACAGCGUUUACAUGUUUUGGCAAACACCCAACCGAUUUACAAGUUUGUGGAGGUAAUGGUAUCUGUAAAGGUCAAAAUUCUUGUGAAUGUCUCGAUCUUUCGUCUGGAAACUAUAUGCACUCGUCCAUCAAUGGAACUAUUCAAAAUGGUGUGGCAAUAUACAAUCCACAGAGCGAUGAAUUUGUUGUUCUUCAAACUGAUGGUAACUUGGUAACCUACCAAUUGAAUGGUGCUGCUGAUUGGGCAUCUAACACGUGGCAGGGAUCUGGUUCUUACAAUAUGAGAUUGAAUAAUAAUACUGGAGCGUUUACUCUUCAUAAUCCAACAAAUGUCUACUCAACCAUUUUGUCAUCAUGUAGUGGUGGUGUUGGGCCUUUCAGAUUUAUCAUGACCACGGAUAAGAAUUUGAUUAUUUAUGAUUCUUAUGGAUUAGUUUGUUGGAGACAGGAUAUUUUCCCUGCUGGUAAAACUGGUCCAGUAAUGUACAAUGGAAACAAUUGUGAUCAACCAAUUUGUUACAAGAAGAAUGCCACUGAUGCUUGUAGCUAUCAUGGUAAAUGUGUUUCGUAUAAUAAUUGUGUUUGUAAUGAUGGAUGGUAUGGAAAUGAAUGUGAAAGUUUUGUUAAUUGUUUUGGCAAGUUGAAGAAUGAUUCAAUGGUUUGUUCAGGCAAUGGUAAUUGUUCUUCUCCAAACAAUUGCACAUGCUCGCAAGGUUUUCUUGGCUAUGAUUGUAGUAUUCAUACUUGUUCUGGACUUUCGUAUAAUAAUUCUCAAGUAUGCUUAGCAAGAGGAAACUGUUCUUCCUUAAACAAUUGCACAUGUUCCGAGGGAUAUUAUGGAAAUAAUUGUCAAUAUUACAAGUGCUUUGGUAUUAAUAGUAAUGGUACCAAUGUCUGUUCUGGAAAUGGAAAUUGUUCUGGCCCAGAUUCGUGUAAUUGUAAGACAGGGUUCUACGGCAAAGCUUGUCAAGACUAUUUCUGUAAUGGAGUUCUCUUUAAUUCGACAAGUGUUUGCUCAGGCAAUGGGCAAUGUAAUCUACCUGAUAACUGUACUUGUAACAGCGGUUUCUAUGGCAACAACUGUUCUAUCAACACUAAUCCUAUUCUAAUCUCAUUACCCUCAAAUAGUUUUCAAGUGGAGAAGGGCGAUAAUCUGAUUUUACAGCUUGAUGCCUUUGAUAUGAAUAAUCAAUCCUUAAUCACCUCUGAAUUCCAAACUUUUACUGUGAAUUGGGUUUGCAUUGAUUGUCCUAGCUCUUCAAGUCAACCAUUAUUCAACUUGACAUAUUUCAAAGAUUUGAUGAAGGUGAGAACAGCUUAUUUGUUUUCGGUUCAAGGUUUCAAAACUCACUCUCAAUAUCCAGCAAGAGUUUCUAAUACUCUAUAUUUCACAGUCACUAUCCAAGAACCAGGUAUUACCAAAUAUGGGUUCCCUUCUUAUUUCAUCAAGAACAAGGACCAUAGUUUGAAUAGUCUUGUUUUGGGAGCUGAGAAUAUUUUCAAUAGUUCCAAGGUGAUAGAUUGCCAAACAAAUUGUUCAUUCACAGUUAGUUACAGCUUGAAGUUGAGUGGAAAUUCUACAUUAUUAGAAAGUAGUGGGAUCACCACUGUUGAGUUUGAUGGAAACAAUACCAUCAAAUUUAACCCAAUAAUAUCAUUUUCUGGAUCAUUUUCUACUUAUGAUGAUUCUUUAACUUUCAAGUUUGUACUUACUAGCUCAAGUUUUAGGGGAAAUAAUAAUUCAUUUAGCUUAGAGGAGACAAUUCCAAUUUAUUCAGGUCCUUUACCAAGUGGAAAUACUUUCUCAAUUAUUGGCACAAAUUCAUCUUUAGUUUACUCGCUCAAAACUCUUGUUAGAUUUAGUGUUUAUCCUUGGAUAGCAGCCAAUUCGAAGAUGUAUCCAUUCAAUUAUGCACUUGGUUUCCAAUACAAAGAAAAGACCAACGUUAGAGUCACUCAAUAUUAUGAUAAUGUUGGGCUUAUUGAUUCUAUUUAUCUUCCUUACUUUACUACUAACAUUACAAUGCUUGUGUUCAUGAAGGACUCCCAAGGUUUCGAAUACCAUCAAGUUGUAAAUGGAGAUAUUUCAAUGUAUCCCUAUCCUGAUUCCAAGCUCUAUUUAUUGGAAAGAUUAAAAUCAGAUUCCAUCCUUGCUAUGAUUGCUCCUUACGAUUCUGUAUUUACUGAAACAGUUUCAGAUAGUUCUCUUGCAAUAGAAAUUGUCAAGUCUUUGGAAAUUCCACUUCAAAAUCCAUCUUCUACAAUUGACACACUUAAAAAGAUUGCUCAAUCAAAUUUGGAGGCAAGUUUAGAAGUUGCGCUCAAAUUUGAGUCAUUCUGUGCCAAUUUAACAGAUUCGUAUAAGAAUCAGUACAAUUCAUUUGGUUUUGUCAAGGAAAAAGUUGUUUCCUCAACUGAUUUAUCAAACAUUCUUACGACAGCUACUAAUCUAUUCAACACUGGAAACUACAAUGUGUCCACUAUUUAUAAUCAUGUUUCAAUAAUGGCAAUUAUUGGUGAGCCACCAGUUAUCCUUUCUGAUUCGAAUAAGAAUUCCAUUUCUAACAGGCUAUUCCGUUCUAAUAAUGUGGAAAUUGUUACAUCAAACUUUAUCAAAAGUGAAAAAACUCUUUCUGGAAGUUUUGAUUUACAAGAUGUUAAGGUUGAUGUUGAUAACGUGUUGAAUACUUAUAAUGGUUAUUCGAAACAAUUAGGCAUGUCUUUAAUCAAAUAUUCCAAAAAUAUCAGACCAGACAAUUAUUCAAUGGCAAAUUCCCUUUCAUCAUUUGCAGAAUUUUCAAUUUUCAAAGAAGGAUCUCAAUUAGAAAUCAAAGACUUGACUAAACCAUUCACCCUCUCAUUGUCAAUUACAGCUACUUUGAAUACAAGUUUAAACUAUUCCAUUUCAUGUAAAUAUUGGAAUGAAACAACAGAAUCAUGGGAAUCCAAUGGAUGUGAACUUGUUUCAGAAAGCUCAACUAUUGUACAAUGUCAAUGCAACCACACCACCUUAUUCUCUGCAUUUGUUGAAUAUAACACAACAAGAUCAAGCUCAGCACAGGCAAAAGAGUUGGAAAGUGUCUAUGUCACUCAAAUCGUAUAUGGAAGUAUUUUCUUCAUCAUUUCCUGUGUUUUAUUGACCUUGUUGAUUGUUUUCAGAAAUUAUCAACCAGUGAAGAGUCGAUUCGUCACUCCAUUUAUUGGAAUUACUGCACUUUUAAUUCAAACUGCAUUGUUAUUGAUUGUUCAGAAGAGUGUUUUGCUUUCAGGACAAGUUGAAGUAAAUAGCUCACAAUCGAGUACAGUUUCAUGGGAAUAUGGUGAUUUAGCAGUCAAUAUCUUGUCAAAUAUCAUUACAAUUAUUGUAAAUUCAAUCACGAUAAUGGCUUUUAUUUCAUAUUUGUAUCAAAUUUCAAGAUUUGAGUUAUUGAAAUAUUUCUAUCACAAAUUGGCCGUCUUCUCCAAGUCAAAUAGUAAGGAAGGUGAGAAAUUGCUCUUGAUUGUGAAACAUUUCCUCUCCACAAAAUCAAUGUUAUUGAUUUUAGGUUCCAGUUUCAUUGUAAACAUAAUGUAUUGGACUUUGUGGUGUAUUUUAGUGAGAACGAAAGUAAUUACUGGCACAGAGUAUACCUAUAUAGUAUCCAUUUCAUUUACUUGUAUCAUUCUAUCAAUUUGUUUGGUAAUUAUUGGGUUAAUUAUUAUGGAUUAUACAAUAUCGUUUCUUCUCAAAAAGGAAGAAAUUAUUGCAAAUAUUACAAAUAUGGAUAAGAAGAAAAAGACAAAUUUUAUCAAAUUACCAGCAAAUCACAUCACAAAUUGGUAUUCAAGAGUUGAUUCACCACUUUACUUUAGAGUUGAAAUGAUUUUAUUUGUUUUUUGUUUUAUUUUCCUUGCUUGUAAUCAAAUUAUUGGAUUAUCAGGAAUUUCAUCACCAAAGAGAGUUAUUGCUAAUGAUUCUAUUUCAAUGGCGUUUGAAAUUUUAUAUUUAGCAAGUUAUUGUUUUGUGUUUGGAGGUUAUUCCUUAUUAGUGUUGCUUAUUUCCAAAAUAAGAAAAUCAAAAGAUUCCAAUGAAGAAUUUUCUGAAUUGGUUUCAUUUAUGGACAAUAAGGAGGGCUAUUCAUUGAUGGAAUGGUUUUGUAAGAAGGAAUUUUCAUUAGAAAAUAUUCACCUCUUCUCUUUUCUGAAACAAAAUGAAAAUGUUUUACAAAAUGGAAGAAUCAAAGAGCUAAAUUCAUUCUUUUCCAAAUUAUUUGAUAACUAUAUCAAAGUUGGAAGUGUGAAUGAAGUGAACAUUCCAUCACAUUUAAGAAACAACUUGGUUUCAAUAGUCAAAGAAUUCGAUUCGAAAGAUGUUGAACUUUCCAAUGAAAAAAGCAAAUCACCACUCAAUACAAGAAUCAAUGAAUGUAUCGACACUCUAAAGAAUGAAGUAGUUAUGAAUUUACAAGAUACCUAUUCAAGAUUAGUUCUCACCUCAGAAUAUUCAUCCUUUGACUCUAUUCUCAAAUCAAAGAAUGAUCUUUUGAAACAAUCCAAUCUCAACCAUUAA